AUGUCUACAAUAAAUGCAACUUCGAACGUUCUUAUUGGCCAUCCAACAUUUAGUCGAUCGAUUGAAUCACAUAGCAGUGCUCAUUCAGGUGACACAAACUAUCAUAGCUGGCGUCGUGGUGGAACGAUUGGUAGCGAAGAUGUGGCAACACAGACCGAAGAUGUAGCAAAUACCGGUGCGGCGACCUCCAUCGGGGGAGGGAGCAUAUCAGGUAGCGGAAGAGUUCUAGUAGGUGAAUUAAAACGGCGCCGAGAUGAUACAAUUGUUGAUAUCAGCUUGGAAUCGAUGAAAUAUAAUGGAGCUAUACCAUUUCGUCAAUUACAACGACCUGAUCGUUUGCCUCGACAAGGAUCUCGUCAAAGUGAAUGUGACGGUUCAUUGCUCGGCGAUUUUAUGGCAAAUACAUCCCAAUCAAAUACGCCCGCAUGUUUACAUCUCAAUGUAGACAGAAAAACACCGAUGACAUCAACAGCGAACACACCAAAUCCAAAUGAUUUGUCGUCGAUUGCAGUAACCAGUCCGUUAACACAACCAAAUGAAACAAAGCAUGUUGAACGUACAACACGAAAAGAAUGCUAUCGAUUAGGACGACGAAAACUACUCUUUGAAAAGCGUCGUAAAGCUUCAGAUUACGCAUUGCUUUUUGCUAUGAUCGGACUUUGCCUGAUGGUGCUGGAACAAGAAUUAACAAUGGCUAAAGUCUAUGACAAGAAGCAUUGGUGCUCGUUAUUAGUCAAAUCCUGUGUCAGUCUAUCUACAAUGAUCUUAGUAACGAUGAUUGUUCUCUAUCACACGUUGGAAGUUAAACUGUUUAUGAUUGAUAAUUGCUUGGAUGAUUGGCGAAUAGCUCUUACUUGGCAACGUUUGUUUCAAAUAGCUGCUGAAGUGAUAAUUUGUGCUAUUCAUCCUAUUCCCGGAGAUUUUCAAUUCCAAUGGACUACUCAUAUGUCCAACAAAGCAGAUUAUCAUUCACAUCUGAAAACAACUGUUGUUUACGUUGACAUUCUACUUUCAUUACCAAUGUUCUUUCGACUAUACCUAAUAUGUCGUGUGAUGCUUCUACAUAGCAAACUAUUCACAGAUGCUUCAUCGCGGAGUAUUGGGGCUUUUAAUCGAAUUAAAUUUAAUACAACAUUCGUAUUGAAAACGUUGAUGACAAUAUGUCCGGGAACAGUUCUAUUAGUGUUUAUUCUAUCAUUAUUCAUCAUUGCAAGUUGGACACUGAGAGCAUGUGAAAGCAAUCACGAUCCGAAACAUCAUGGAAAUCUUCUCAAUUCCAUGUGGUUAGUAGCGAUUACAUUCUUAGCCAUUGGCUAUGGAGAUCUAGUUCCGAAUACUUAUUGUGGCCGAGCAAUUUGCGUUGCAUCAGGUGUAAUGGGUGUUUGUUGUACAGCUACGAUGGUUGCCGUACUUGCGCGUAAAUUGGAAUUAACACGUGCGGAAAAACAUGUUCACAAUUUCAUGAUGGAUACACAAUUAACUAAACGAUUGAAAAAUGCAGCAGCAAAUGUUCUGCGGGAAACAUGGUUGAUUUAUAAAUAUACUAAAUUAGUCAAAAGUAUAAAUACAUCAAAAGUACGAACGCAUCAGCGGAAAUUUUUGCAUGCUAUUCAUAGUUUGAGAAAAGUUAAAUUGGAUCAAAGAAAAUUAACCGAUAACAUCAGUGCUGUGUCCAGUAUUACACGUUUACAAUCGUCGGUGUAUGAUGUUGUUUCACAGAUGGUCACGAAUCAGACUGAAUUGGAAGUACGAUUUCAAAAUCUGGAUUCGCGUGUGUCGAAUUUACAAUCCCAAGUGGAAAAUCUACCUCAAAUGAUCGCGUCAGCAGUCAAUGAACAAAAUAAUCUCUUGUGGCAACGUUUAGAAUCGCAUGUUCAACGACAAUUGGUGACCAAUCAACAACCAUUACCAAUUAUAUCCGUGACUUGCCCUCAACGACAAAAUACUGUGUGA
Molecule: messenger RNA, 1953 nt
Organism: Adineta ricciae
Lineage: Eukaryota; Metazoa; Rotifera; Eurotatoria; Adinetida; Adinetidae
Source: the annotation of a GenBank genome assembly